UCACAGUCUCUGCCCCACUCUUUAACCUCAGUCUGCAGUCUACUAUUUCUGUCUUUGCUGAGUCCCUCAAUGGAUUCGGCCUGAUUGAUCGUAAUGAGUUUGGGGAGCUCAGACAUGGCUGGAAGUGCACUGGGAACAGCCUUCUCUCUACUGCUCCUCGCGUCUAUUAUACAAGGAGUCCAGGAUUUUGAGGUGUUCCAUCAUGAAAAGAUAGAAGCAGUAGUGGGCCAGAACGUUACCUUACCGUGUACUGUAAAAAACAGUACUAAUAUCCAGAUUGUCAGUAUUGAAUGGAGUAAGAGCAAAAAUGAAAACACAAAGCUGGCUGUGUACAGCCAAGUGCAUGGACUCCAUCAAUUUUGGCCUAAUGUCACCAUCCAGAUUGAGAACAGGUCGAUGGGCUCCUAUCUACACCUCUCUCGUGUGGCGAAAUGGGACAGUGGUAUCUAUACUUGUGACCUCACAACCUUUCCUCUGGGCUCCAUCAGGAGAGACACAGAGCUAAGGAUCAAAGAUGUUGAUGUUGAAAUAAUGUGUGAUGUGGGCAGCACUGUUGAGGUCCAUGCUGGAGAAAAUGUGACCAUUCACUGCAGAGCGUUCCCUAAUGCAGAGUACAGGUGGACCAUGAACAGGAAGCUGGUGUCAGAGAAAGAAUCUCUGGAGCUGUGGUGGGUGACAGAUGCCCACGCAGGGGUUUAUGCACUGACGGUCAACACGGGAAACAAAAGUCUGCAUAAAGAGUUUAUCGUCACAGUGCUAACAGCAACCACAAGCUUAAGGACAGAUCCUGUGACAGUGUCACCCCAGUCUAGUGGAACUGAGGAGGGUUUGAUUGGAUCAACAGACAUCAGCCUUACCACAUCACCGACCACUGGGCUUUCAACAGUUAACACCAAUGUAACUUGGACCAUGAGUACGGGCACUGAUGUAACAGAUGAUCCAAACCUCAGCAAUGUUACAGUCACAGCUGGAGAGCGUAUAACCUCUUUUACAAAUUAUACACAUAUCAGCAUCACAUCAUCCCCUGCCACACACACUGACCCCUAUCACUUAAACAACUCCAGUGAUCAGGAGAUAAACAAAACUCACAGUUUAAACACAUCCACUUUCUCUGACCAAUCAGUGGCCAGCAAUCUAUCCACAACAUUGAGUUAUGGUAGUAAGGUGUUCAGAUCAACACAGGAGAUGGGGAAUGUGUCCAUGCGAAGCAUUACGGAAAACUCUGACAACCCUGGUGCAGCUGGAAAUACAACAGACAUUGAGAAUAAAGAUACUGAUGGUGCACGGAGUCAUCUGUGGUUGGUGUUAAUCAUCGCUCCAUUGCUGGUAUUGAUCGCUGUGGCUGGCAUUCUCUGCAGGAGAAAAAUUAUAAAGCAGAGGAUGGAUCUACCGCCUCCAUUCAAACCCCCUCCUCCUCCAAUCAAGUAUACAGCUGCAAGAUACUGCAAGCCUUUCCCCACUUCAAGGUGUAACUCAGUAACAGAACUCACAGAUAUGAAACAAAAGUGUAUUAAUAUAUAAUCCCUAAUAUAUUGCACAAUGGCAGUUGAUAAAUUGCAUGCAGUAAUUGUGGGGAUAUAGUGUAAGCUGUAUCCUGUCUUGGGUAUGUGCAGAAUUACACAAUGUCUUACUUUUAGUUGUGGUCAGUUUCGAACUGCAGUUACAACACAUCGUCGUAAGCAACUGUACAAAUUUGGCAUGUGUGUAUAUCUGGGGUGGGUGAGGUGGGUUAUAUGCUACUGUGUAUAAAAUGUUUUUGUGGUUUUAUUUUUUGUAUUAAAUGUAAUACAAUGCAUGAUAAAGUUUCUAACAUUUGAAAAUAAAAGCUGAUGUAAUUUGA
This is a messenger RNA of Siniperca chuatsi (mandarin fish), 1840 nucleotides long. RefSeq names its product T-cell surface protein tactile. The record is from RefSeq and is a predicted model, not a curated record. Gene Ontology annotation, biological process: cell-matrix adhesion; inflammatory response. The transcript has 7 exons. Lineage: Eukaryota; Metazoa; Chordata; Actinopteri; Centrarchiformes; Sinipercidae. The coding region runs from base 94 to 1521 and encodes 475 amino acids.